AUGUCUUUACCAUGGCUGCAGGACGCCAGCCUUGUUUCUUCUCUUCCUCAGCAUUGUGAACCUACGACCCCGUUUCUUGCUACCGUUUCUUCAUUCUUCCAUGUCUGCCUUCCUACGCCUCUCGCCCUCGUCUCCUCGCUCCUGGGAACAAUAAGUAUCGUAUCGUGGCUGUUCGCACAACUCCCUCAGAUCUAUAAGAACUACGUUUACAAAUCGACGGCUGGAUUGUCCCCGUUCUUCCUCGUCGAGUGGUGCUUGGGUGAUACAGCGAAUCUCCUAGGCGCGCUAUUUACACGGCAGGCUGGUUGGCAGGUGACCAUUGCCGGGUACUACGUAUUUGUUGAUGUCGUGCUCGUGUUUCAGUAUUACUGGUACACUCACUUUGGUGGAUGGAAGAAAGGGAAGAACGGGACGUAUUCUGCUGACGGUGGAGAUGAGGGUCGACAAUUCUUCGAAGGCGUCUCUCCAUUUGAGGAUGCCUCCAGCGUUGAUAUUUACCCGGCCGAAAUGUCACCGAAAACGAAAGCAAAAGACGCAGCAGAGAGAAAGGGUUCCUUCAUUGAUACGACAGAGAGUCGGUCUAUGUCCUACAGUAACGAAAAACUGGGCUCGUCCAGUCGCUCAUUCUCCCGUGCUGGAAACGGGCUCGUGAUACCUACCGCGUCUCCGAAGACUGUUCUCCUGGCGUCGAUGCUUUGUGCUGUCCUGGCAAAUGCAUCUCCCACAGGCUCUCCUCCGCGACUGCAGCCUCAGGAAGAGCCUACAGAGACCGCGAUCGAGAUCGCAGGACGUAUACUAUCAUGGAUGUCUACGCUCCUCUAUCUUGGCUCGAGACUGCCGCAACUAUACAAGAACUACUGCCGGCAAAGUACUGCAGGGCUCUCACCGCUACUGUUCAUGGCAGCUUUCUGUGGAAACUUCUUCUACUCUUCGUCUCUCGUCACGAACCCCAAUGCCUGGUACGACUUCCCGGCAUAUGGCGGUGGCGGUUGGGUUGGGCCAGAGGGAAACGACCGCGUGGAAUGGGUCGGAAGAGCCAUACCAUUCUUUCUUGGUGCCGCAGGUGUCCUUGCUAUGGAUGGAUUCAUGGGUGUCCAAUUCGCUAUGUAUGGCGAGGCAGGCGAGGCUCCUGUGAUCAGAGUCGCUGAUCCGCAGCGAGGCCGCAACCGAUGGAGGAGAGUCAGCGGAUGGAUGAGGGGCUGGAUCCCUUCUAUUUCCCCGGAGGGCCCGGAUCGGAGACUCGCACAGGAGGAACAAUCUCUGCUGGGUAAUGGCCACGAACGAUAUGGUUCUGUCUGA
Messenger RNA from Paecilomyces variotii, 1299 nucleotides. Its product is annotated as PQ loop repeat protein. NCBI's taxonomy places the organism in Eukaryota, Fungi, Ascomycota, Eurotiomycetes, Eurotiales, Thermoascaceae. The record is from RefSeq and is a predicted model, not a curated record. The transcript has a single exon. The coding region runs from base 1 to 1299 and encodes 432 amino acids.